Molecule: messenger RNA, 11046 nt
Organism: Acanthochromis polyacanthus (spiny chromis)
Lineage: Eukaryota; Metazoa; Chordata; Actinopteri; Pomacentridae
Product: myomegalin
Exons: 39
Coding region: 739-7884 (2381 amino acids)
Cellular component (GO): microtubule organizing center; nucleus
Molecular function (GO): zinc ion binding
Source: RefSeq, a predicted model, not a curated record
GCCACAUCGUUAUCUGCCCGGAGGAUCCCCGUCUGAGCGGAGCACCGCGCACCGGCGUGUGUCUGUGUAGCGGUCAGUAACAGCCCUGAGAUGAACGGACCGUCUUUCCGUCGGACGCAGACACCGACGGAAGAGGAUCGUCCCGGGACGCGUGUUACCGCUGCGUGUCCGCGUGCAGGCCGGUGGAUUAUCGGUUCCUCCCUCCUCAUGAUGAGCCCGGCGGCGCGCGGUGCGGUUCGCGUGUCCGUGACAGCAGAGUGAUGGUGCAGAGGCGCGUGCGGUGGUGUUGGAAAAUGCGAAACGGUGGUUUGGUGACAUUUUACUUCUAAACCCAACAUCUGACUGAAGGGACAUAACAUGAGCGGUGUGCGCCAUAUUCCCAGUGCACCUGCUCCUAAAACAAAUGGUCCUGAGCUGAAGGAAACCUUCAAUUAUAGUCACAUUAUCUAUUGAUCCGCUUUCAUUGCCUGGUUUUCUGUCCUGCCAAGAACCACAAGUGCAACCAUCCUCUACAAGCCAAGACUGCUCUUUCUUCUACCUCAUCUCACUUUAUUUAAUGUGGUGUCCUUAAGAGCAUCACACUGUUUCUUUUAUUGUGAAAUCUGAUGCAGCUGGACAUUUUUUGCUUCUUAUUUCUAAAGGAUCAGAUUCAUUAUAAGGAUCCAGGUAUUCUUACACCCUCACGUUAGAGUCAGUAGUAGAUUCAGCCACUCCUUGAUAAUUACAAGCUUGGGGGGAAUGCUUGAUGUCAGGAUGAAGGAGGCGUGUCGCAUCUGUGGACGGGAGCUCUGCGGUAACCAGAGGCGAUGGAUCUUCCACCCGACUGCCAAGCUCAACCUGCAGGUGCUGCUGUCUCACGCUCUGGGCCAGGAGCUGACCCGAGACGGCAGGGGGGAGUUUGCCUGCUCAAAGUGCAUCUUCAUGCUGGACCGCAUGUACCGCUUCGACACGGUCAUCGCCCGGGUGGAGGCCCUGUCCAUCGAAAGGUUGCAGCGGCUCCUGCAGGAGAAACACCGGCUGAGGCAGUGUAUCGGCGGGCUCUACCGGAAAACCAACUCAGAGGAGGGAGCUGUGACAGUAACUGGACCGAAUGAAGGACGAGGAGAUGGGAUGGUGGAUAUUUCUGGUCUUACCCAUGCUAAGUACUGCGCCCUGCUCCAGGACGAUCUGGUCUACUCUUUGUAUGAGUCGUGGGCAGAAGAUGGCCUGGACUGCCAGCAUCACCACCACCCUCAGUGUCCUGCUGGUCCAGGGUCAGAGGUCACAGGCUCUCAGCGCUGUGCACCCAGCACUCCCAGGAGGUGUCUGGGAUGUUCCCAUUGGAGGGUGGCUGACUCUGACUAUGAAGCUGUCUGUAAGGUGCCCAGAAAGGUGGCACGGAGCAUCUCUUGCGGACCGUCAACCAGGUAUUCAGCCAGCAUUAUUGGAGGGAGCGUGACUGGAGGAGGUGGUGAAGGAGAGAGAAAAACUGUGGAUGAUUCAGAAGAACCCCCCUCCUCUUUAACUCUGGUCCCUGGAUCUCAGGACCCAUCGAGGACAUCCGACAGCGAUCGCACGCUGGCCGGACGAGCUAGCUCCAGCCCCUCUGUCGCAUCCUUGGAGACAGCAGAGGAAUACAUGCGGCCUGGAGCAGUAACAGAUGGACCACUGAGCUCCCCCCAGGAAGCCAUAGAAGACCGGAUAUCUGACUCCAUGUCUGAGGAGCACAUGGGAACUUCACACGGCCAAGCGUCACCUGGACCCAGCCUCUCUCUGGCCCUCUGUUUGCUCCAAAGCUACGCUGUCUACAGACCCGUCCGGAGCAACAAGGGGAGCAAGCUGCCAGUCUUGCACCGACAGAGCCCCCGUAACGGAGGCUCGAGGCUGGCCUUCCCUGAUCCCGUUCUGGGACUGUCUUAUGGUACCCCAUACGUCGAAAGAGACAACCACAUGCCAACACCUGAGCUCGAGACCCCUCUGAUCAGGUUGGAUGUUGAGGUGGACCAUGACCUGAACAUGGCUGACAUGGAGGAUUAUUUGGAAGAUUUGUACAAAGAGUAUCCUCCCCCACCUCCCCACCAGAGCCUCGUCGAAGAGCAGCAGAGUCAACUGAACCAGUAUGAGUGUGCGGCUGGUCAGUGUGUCAGCGAGCUACAGAAGGCCCAGCUUCAGGUGCAAUCUUUGCAGGCCAAAAUCCAUGAGAGCGAGGCCAACAAUAUGAAGCUGCAGGAGAAGCUGAAUGAGAUGGAGUGUGAGCUGCGUUCACUCCGCGAGGCUGCUCAGAGCCAGGAGAGAACCAUUCAGGGCCUCACUGAGUCCAUUAGCACCAAAGACAGUGAGGCCCAGGAGCUGUACCAGCUGAUUGAAGGGCAGAACACCACACUAUGUAAGCUGCAAGAACUGGCCCAUCGCAACCAGCUUUCUCAAUGCAAGCCUCCAGUGGGAGUGAGUGAGUCCUUGUCGCUGGCCCAGCUGCAAGGCGAGCUGGUGGCAGUGCAGAGCUCCCUGUUCUCCCUCGGCCUGGAGCUGGAGUCCAGCCAGAGGAGCCAGAGACAGAGCCAGAGACAAGGAGACGACCUGUUGAGGUUUAAAGACAGACUCAACUCUGAUCUGCAGGAGGCGCUACAGCACAGGGAGGUCACCGAAAAACACAACCAGGACCUGCGCUGCACCCUGCAGAAAAUGCGCUCUGAGCUUCAGGCUAAAGAAGCAGCUCUGAAGGAGAGCGAGGCUGAGAAACACACUGUGGUGCAGGGAAAAGACAGCAGCAUCGCACAGCUCAAGCGCUCUCUGCAGGACAAGGAGCAACAGUUACAGGAGUACUCAGACAUGUUGGAGUCAGCAGGAAGCUCCAAACCAAGAGAUGCCCUGCUGGAAAAACUAAGGGAGCGAAUUAAAGACCGAGACAGAGCUCUGGAGCGCUCCAUCGAUGAAAAGUUCCACUGUCUGGAGGAACGUGAGGGGCAGGUGAGGACGCUGCAGCUGGCCCUUAGGGAAAAGGAGCGAGACCUGGAGAGACUCCGCUGCAUUCUGUCCAACAAUGAGGAGACCAUCACGAGCCUGGAUGGUUUGGGGCGAAGCAAAGAGCUGGAGCUGGAGCAAGCAGCAGAGGCCUACAGGAACCUCCAGUGGCUGAAACAGCAGGUUGAAGAGAAGGAGAGAAGCACUCUGAGAGAGAAAGACGGCAUCAUUAACCAGCUACAGGCAGCUCUGCAGACACGCAGUCAGGAGACACAGGAUCUGACAGCCGCCCUUGUUGCCAGAGUUCAGGCCAGUCCCUCUGAGGUUGUAGAGGAGCUGAAGGCUCGGCUGGCUCUGAAAGAGAAGCUCUUCCAGGAGCUGUUGUCAGAUCGCAGCCGCCAGUCUAAUGAACACCAAGCACAGAUCCACGAUCUGCUCAGUACUCUCAGCUCCAAAGAUCAGUAUCUGCAGGACUACUCCUACAGGCUUUCCUUAGUAAUUAAUGAGCGGACAGGACAGCUGCAGGAGCUCCGCAGACAGCUGUCACUGAAAGAGCAGGAACUGAGUGAACUGAGACGAGACAAAGAGAGGGAGACCGAAGGAGAGGCGGAAAAACUGCGAUGUCUGCUCAAAGAGAAGGAAGCGUUUAUCAAGGAGCUGAUGCAGGCCCAGGAAGAGGCCAUGCAGCCGCUCUCUAAGGAGUAUGAGGCAGAAAUGAAGACUCUGAAGGAGGAGAUGCAGCUGGUUCUGAAGAAGGAGAUAGAGGCUCAGAAAGAAAUCUCUGCUCUGCGUUUAUCUUUAACUCAGUCGGAGGGAGUUGCCAAAGAAGACAACACUGAUUACCAAUGUGUGCUGGAGCAGCUAGUGUCAGAGUACAACAAGCUGAAUGAGGCCCUGAGGGCAGAGAAGAGAUUAUACCAAAAUCUCACUCACAUUCACAAGAGUGACAGCAGCUCAGAGAAGACCCAGGCCCUCCACACUGAACUAGAUUCUGUUCAGGCACUCCGUGGGCAGCUGGAGGAGGUCCUGGCCAGGACCCGUAACAUGACCCUGGUGCUGGAAAGGGCAGCUAAAAGGCAGACUGACUUUGGAGAGCUCAGCACAGAGGAAGAAGAGGAGGAGGGAGACGAUGAAGAUGGCAGCAGUGACGAGUUCACAGACAGCAUAGAGGAGGAUGACGACAACGUGACGACCAGAAGCUUGACCACUGUUCAGGCACCUAUGAAGGCUCGUGGACUUAAUAGUGUUACCGGACAGCUGGGGAGGGGGUUCUUGUCCCAGAGAGCUGAUGUAAAGCAGCUUGAAGAAGCAAAGAAGAGACUUGAAGUCGAGCUUGAAGAAGUAAAGUCACAACUGGAGAGGGAUGGAUACACCUCUGUGGCUCAGAUGAGGAGCGCCCUGGAGAGGCUGCAGCAGGAGAACCAGACUUUAAAAGAACACCAGGAACGAGCUGGAGGGAAGAAUCACCGGAGUCUGAACCGAGAAGAGGAAGAAGAUGAAGAGGAGGAGGAGGAGGAAGAAGAAGAGGAUCAGGGUAUUGAGGAAGAAGAUGAGGAAGUGGAAACAACUCCGAUGCCGGUGGGGAAGCGAGGCGCUCCUAGUGUUACUCUGAGUGAGGAAUCUGGGAAGAGGCACUGCAUGAGGCCAAACACUCUGGAUCUGGGCACACGGAGCUCACACCAUCGCACACACCAGCUUCAGACGGAGGUGGGACCUUCCAGCAGUGAGGUGGGAGCGCUGUGGCAGGGUAUAGAGGAGGGUCUCCAUGAGCAGGCGACUCGUCUUCGCUCUGAUCUGGCUCUGAGCCACCAGGAGAACAGAGAGCUGCAGGAGAGACUGAUGGUGUCUGAGGCUACGGUGCACGCUCAGGCUGAACAGCUGAAGGACUACAGGGAUCUGCUCACGGAGACGUCUGUCCAGCAGGCCAAUAAGCAGGUGCAGGUGGAUCUGCAGGAUCUGGGUUAUGAGACUUGUGGCCGCAGUGAAAACGAAGCUGAGAGAGAAGACACCAGCAGCCCAGAGUUUGACGACUUGGAGAUGUGCACAUCACUGUCCCAUCAUCAGGACUGUGACGGUGGAGGUUGGUACGCUGGAAGCUGCAGAGGUGCUUAUGAAAUGGGCGAUGAGUCAGCGUCUCUCCAGCAUCUGGUCCAGGAUCUGCGCUCACAGCUGACCCGCUGCCACAAAGUGAUUCGUGGGCUGCAGCUACGUGUUCGAUCCUUGUCUGCCACCAGCGACUAUGCCUCCAGCCUGGAGCGGACACCGCGCAAAGUAAACUGGGCAUUUGAAAGAUCACCAGCCCCCAGCGGUGUGGAAGAGGAUGAAGGUUGGAUGUCUGACAACCAAGGGAUUCGCUCUGGGUCGAAGCCCAGCAGGGAGCUGAAAGAACUGAUGGAACGGGUUGCGUCACUGGAGGCUCAGUUGAAGAGCACCAGGCUGGAGGGUAAAGGCCAAGCCGAAGAGGGAAAAUGUGCCACCUGGCCCGGGAAGUACAACACUCUGAUCCAGGCACAAGCUCGUGAGCUUUCCCACCUGAGGCAGAGGAUGAGAGAAGGGCAAGGAGUCUGUCACAUCCUGACCCAACACCUGGGAGACACCACCAAGGCCUUCGAGGAGCUCCUGCGGGCCAACGACAUCGAUUACUACAUGGGUCAGAGCUUUAGGGAACAGCUGGCACAGAGCACUGCACUGGCACAAAGAGUGGUCACCAAGAUUAGUGGACGAGAACGUGCAGAGAGCCAUGAUGACAAGACAGGCCAUGAGCUGCUUGCCUUAAGGUUGAGUAAGGAGUUACAGCAGAAAGAUAAAAUCAUUGAGUCGCUCCACACUAAGCUGCAGCAGCGUCCUGAGACCCCGUCCAGCUGCCACGCUCUCUCUGAGACUACCGACCAUUCAGACAGGACCUCCCUGGUCUCUGACGAGUACCAGACCAAUGAGGACUUGGAGCUGUGCUCGGAUUUAGAUGCCAGGGAAUAUCAUGAGGAGCACCGGCUGCGGCAGACAGGACUUGGAUCAGAACCAGAUGGCUUUACAGUCCCCCAUGACAAGACACUGUUCACCGUCUCACCUGGUGCCCACAACCAGCAUGACCUCUCAAGCUACAGCCAGCUAUCCCAUCAUGCCUUUCAACAAUACCAGCUGGGUGGCAUCCCUGAAGGCCACUCGUUGAACUCUGACUCAGGUCUGAUGACAGGAGGGCCUUUGUGGGAUGUGGAGAACUUGGUUCAGCCAGCUGGAGGCUAUUCUGGAUCAUCGGGGCACCAACCAGGGAGCAGCCAAGCAGGGGUAAAUUUGAUAGAGGAGCACCUACGGGAGGUGAGGUGUCUCCGUCAGCGCCUGGAGGAGUCAAUUAGGACCAAUGAGAGACUCCGACAGCAGCUGGAAGAGAAACUGGCCACCACUGGGCGUGAUGGAGGAGCCCCAACAAACAUCUAUAUUCAGGGACUGGACACAGUCACUCAACUGUCCAAUGAGAUCAGAGUCCUGAAGGAGGAAAACCUGGGUCUGCAGUCACGGCUGCAAGCCAGCACAGUCUCUCCAUUUCCUUUAGACUCUAAUGAGGAAGUGGUGCAGCUGCGGGAGGCCGUCUUCACAGCCCGGGCCCGACUGAAGCAAUCAGAGCUGGAAGCUGAGCAGUGGAAGGAAGAGCUAAGACGUCUUCAGGCUCACAGUCAGGAACAAGGGCAGCAGAUUCACACACUGAGGCAGGAGAGACAGGCUGGUCAGGAGAAAACCAACAGGCUCCAGCACGAAGUUUCUCUGCUGCAGCAGCAGCUGUGUGAGAGCAGAGAACUCAUCCACUCUCUGCAGAGUGAACUGCAUGUUUAUGAUCGAGUGUGUUCCAGCACAAAGGCCAACAAAGGGUAUCUGUGUGAGGUCCCAGGUCUACCGGUGGAGCUGGGCGAGCUGCUGGGGGAGGUGAGGAGUCUGCGGGCCCAGCUGCAGAACAGCGUCCAGGAGAACAGCGCCCUCAAACAGCUGGAGCUCCAUAAACAGCUGGAACAGAAGCUGGGUGUCGGGUCGCCUCGGACUCCUUCUCUCUCCGCCCUCACUGCCAGUCCUCAGAGAGAAAACUUCUACAGGCGACAGCUGCUUCAUGACCCAGCUCCAUCUCCACCAGUCAGGGACAUUGGUCUGUUUAACUGUGGAUCUCCUGGUCCUCCAUACUCAGACCUGGAUGACAGCCAUAGCACUGCCAAUGACCCUCUUGAUCCGCACUCUGAACUCGAGGGAGAGGCUCCUGACGGAUCCUUUGCGAACCGUAAUGGUCGCCACGCCAUCGGUCAUGUGGAUGAUUUCAGUGCUUUGCAGCAGCAGGUUCUGGAAGGCCGGAGUCUCAUCCAGCGCAUGGAGGCAACCCUGCAGGCCUGCCUCGGCCCACCGCUGCUGGAGGACAGCCAGAGACAGAGCAGCGAGCUGGGUCUGGACUAUUCAUGUGUGAAGAGUCUUGUGUCCAACACCAAGACUCUGAGGCAGAUCCUGGAGGAGGCGAUGUCUCUGCUGAAGAUGUUCUGGAGAGCAGCUCUUCCGAACUCUGACCCCUCCAUCCAGAACCUUAAGAAGGAGCAGUGUAUGCAAGAGGAGAUCUUGUCCCUGAAGCUGCGAAUUUCUGAGCAGGAGGAGGUUCUUAAAGGGACGAUACAAAGACUGAGGAGCACCAGCCGCACCAAGGAGAGCAUGGAGCACUUCAUAGUCAACCAGCUGUCAAGGACUCGUGAUGUGCUGAAAAAAGCGAGGACAAAUUUAGAGAAGAAUGAGCUGAGACUUUCCUCUCUAAGCUCCUCCUCUUCCUCUCCUUAUGCUGCUGAGGAAUCCGGAGGUGCUGCAAGAGAGCGGCCUGCUGAUCACGGUUUCCUGAAGACCAGCGGUGCUUCUGGAGGCGCUGGAGCUGCAGCCAAUCAGCGUCCAGCAGCAAGGAAGCGCAGCAGCCAAUGCCUGCUUUAGACUUUUAAAAGAACCAGCCUCAACGCUACCACCUCUGACCUCUAUGCUGAAACAGCCAAGACUGACCCUCCUGCCCGUCCCUCACCAGCCUCCCCCUGUCCCAUCCAACGUCCCAAAGCUCCGCCUGUAACCCCGUUCCACCCUCCUCUCCUCCAGGCAACAUGUGCACAGUGUAAUCUGCACCUUGAGCCUUACCAACUCCCGACACUCUCUCCCCUGUUUCUGACUCUCUCUCCCCCACCGCCACACUUAUUAUUGUCUUUGAGUGACUGUCAGUAGGUUGCCUUGUCAUGUGUGUGACAGAAGAAGGUAUUUGAAAUGUGCCUCUGGUGGUUUCAGUGAUGAGCGUCCUACUGAUGGAACUGGUUGAAGAUGCCCUCAGAUGCAGAUCUAAAACUAGUAGGUUUGAAGUUUUUAUCACAGAAGGUUGUAUUUUUAGAAGUUUGGGCGAAAAAGUAACAUUGGAAACUUUAAAAAUUCAUCCAAAAGUUCUCGAAUGCAGCCUUCCAUCUGCAUCUAAGGGCAUCCUCUCCUGAGAACCAGACAGCCUGUGGACGGAGAAGAUGUUCAUGCAUGUUGAAAAUGGUAUGUGAAAGGAAUUCUGCACACAUGUACACACACAUACAUGUGUGUGAUUGAGCACAGCUCACUCAAAGACAGUCUCAACUCUGACUGCCACAGAAAUGCAAGUUUACUUUUCGUGGCCCUUUUAUUAACAAGGACAUCUUUUUGCAAACGCAAUGCAAAGAAACCGACACCUACCAACAAUUACACACAGUGGAGGAAUGUACAGUAGGUAGGUGAUCCCUGCUAAGUAGUCAUGCACUAGCUGUAUCUGUGUUUGUGGAGGGAGGCGUCUGGAUGAGCCAUUAGCCAAGCGUUAUUAAUAACAGAAAAAAAAAAAAAGCCAGAGGAAGGUUCCAUUAAUGUCUCAAAAAGUCCUCCUCUUUAAGGUCCCAAUGGAUGCUUUAUUGGCAUUAAACUGCAAACUUAAAUUAAUCCUCCUGUUGUCCUCAUUUACGAGCCCCAAAAAUAUUGUUCCCUUGUCUGAAAAAAAUCCAAAAAUUCAGCAAAAAAAUUCCCCAAAUUUCUGAAAAUUUGCAAAACCUUCAGGAAGAAAAUUCCAAAAAUUCCUGAAAAGUUUCCCUUAAAAGUUUCAUUUAAAAAAAAAAAAUCCUGCAAAUUGGCAAGACAAUUCUUGUAAAUAUUUCCAAAAGAUGAGUAAAAAUCUUGCAAAAAAAUCCUAAAAUAUCUAAAGUGAUUACAUAUAUUUCGGUAAAACUUCUAAUAUUUUCUUUAAGAACAUUGACAAAAAAAAUCAACCAAAAUCCAGCGAAUUUCGCUGGAUUUUGGUUGAUUUUUUUUGGUCAAUGUUCUUAAAAAUUGUUUUUUUAACAUUUCUUUUUUUCCAACAAACAUUCAAAAAUGUUGAAAAUGUGGCCAUCAGAAAUUUCACUGUGAAAAUAUAUUUUUUUUUCCACAUUUUCCAACUUUUAAAUCGCGUCAACUUGACCUGCAGGACAACACGAGGGUUAAAGACGUAGAAGCUGGGUCUAUCCGUGCGGUUGAUUUUGAUUCACAAGCUUUGUGUUCACGACAAUAUGUACAAAGAGGUUCAAGUACUCAAAUGGAACCAGACUAAACACGCGUACUCACUCCUCUGUAGGAGUUCUCAUACGAGCAUGUGCAAUAAUGAUGUUUCUUGAAUGCUGCACCGGGUUAUUAUUUCUUUGCGUGACACUGGAUUAUUAUUCACACUCAUACUAAUGUUAGGACACAGCCAGUGUUGCGGUUCUACUUUUUUUUCUUGAGUGUUGAUGCAUGACAGAGAUUGUAAAAUGGUAAAAAAAAUCGAAGCUAUGGAACAGAGGAGUGCCAAUACUUGCCAAAGUUUGAACUUUGAACUCUCUGACUUGCCUUAUCCAUGCGAAUGACAAAACCCCGGUCGGAUCAGACCGCAGGGUUGCCACGGUGUCUUUUUUUUAAAGGCCCUUCAGAACCACAGAGACGGUAACCGUUAGACAGCUGGUUCAGUUUAUUCAAAGUGCGACAGAAAUUAGCUCCUUUUUUUGGACCAAAACUCUGCAAAGUGGAUUUUUCCCACAGUGCCAUAUGCUAGUGUCUUUUUGUUAUUUCUCUUGGUUCAGGCCAUCUCAGCAUUCCCACGGCAAUGGCAAUAUGGAUUAUUAAAUCCGUACAGAUGAUACAAACUUUGGCAGGUUGCUGGUUGGGUUAUCGUUCCAUAAUUCACUCAUUUAGAGCAGACCGACCUUACGGUUAAUGUGUGUUUUCCAGCUGUACAUUUGCCAUUUCUUUGCUGUAAAUAACCUGCUUUUCUGUAUGAACUUCACUUGUGUGUGAGUGUCCAUGUGUGUGAAAACAUCCAACAUUUGCUUUUUGCAAAGUUGAUUAUCUGGGUAGCUGUGCAAUAGCUUGAUAUCUUUUAUUUUGAUGUUAAACAUCGUUGUAUUACGAGUCCAUUUGCUUCAUUCACGUCCUGCUGUGUAUGGUUCAUAUGCAGUGUAUGUUAGAGGAAUUAGUCACAUAGACUGUCUGAUAAGUAACCACAAACUAUGCCUUCAUCAUAUUUAAGACACUGAUCACAUCAUCCACCUAUAACAAAGCUCUGAUUAGUAUUUGCUUCGCUUGCCUUUAAAUUUAGCUGGAGAGCCUCUUCAGUCUGCUCUCAGUGGUAGAAAUGGCCUUGAACAAGCGUCUACCUGAGUUCUGCCAAAUGAGGUUUUGUUUGCGCUUGAGUCUUCAGAAAAAGGACAAAAGUUGCCAAGUAUUUCGAUGAGUAAAAAGUUAAAGGGAAAAUUUUUAAGGAAAUUGUGUACUAUAAAAAAAAGCCAAUGACUGGAAAGAUUGUGAAACGUUGACUUCACAGAGCACCUUGUUAGAGCGUAAACAAAGCCUUUUUGCUAUUUGUAUUUAAGAAGGGAAUCAAACGUCGGUUUGAACCAACGUGUUGUUGACUUGCAUAUGUAUAUAGUGCUAUCAGAUUGGUGCAGCUUUUCUUCUGAGUUUGUGCAUAAUGAACUAGAAAGCCGAUACAGGACUCGUAUGGAUCCUGUCUCUGAUGACAGCUAACCGUGUGUUGUGUUGGCAAAAGUAUUAUCGCUGAAGGAUUUUGAGAAUGAAUUAAUAAAACACUUCAAAUGA